Molecule: messenger RNA, 205 nt
Organism: Symbiodinium necroappetens
Lineage: Eukaryota; Dinophyceae; Suessiales; Symbiodiniaceae
Source: the annotation of a GenBank genome assembly
CAAACUGCAACCACUUGCACCUGCACCUGUUCAGGCAGCAGCUGGUAUUGCAGCAAGCUACCGUAGCUCCUCCGCGGCUUCGAGGCCUUGUACAGCACAAAGGGCCAAUAUUUCGCUGACCACAGUACCCUGGUUAGAUGGCCGGCGUGAGCAGAUUAUUGAUUUUCAGUCAACGAUGUACUUUCGCAUCGCCUUAUGCGUUUAG